AUGGUGCAGAUGUCGCUAGAAAGGCGCACCAUGGCUGCAGGUGGUGAGUUCGUGGAAGGAUGGCUAGUUGCGCAAGUUCUUGGUGAAGGUGCUUACGGAGAAGUGCGGCUGCUGGUGCACGCGCGCUCCGGCGCCUGCGUGGCGCUCAAGACGCUGCGGCGCGGCGGCGGCGGCGAUGGCGGCGGCGGGGGCGAUGGCGGCGGCGAGGCGGGGGGGGCGCGCGAGGCGGCGCUGCACCGCGCGCUGCGCCAUGCGCACGUGCUGCGCUGCCUCGGCGAGCGCGUGCACGGCGACCACCACUACCUGUUCCUCGAGUACGCGCAGGGCGGCGAGCUGUUCGACCGCAUCGAGCCGGACGUGGGCAUGAGCGAGGCGGCGGCGCGGCGCUACUGGCGGCAGCUGCUCGCCGGCCUCGGCUACCUGCACUCGCGGGGCGUGGCGCACCGCGACAUCAAGCCCGAGAACCUGCUGCUCGACUCACAGGACCAGAUCAAGAUCUCUGAUUUCGGCAUGGCCACGCUCUUCAGGCACGGCUCGCGCGAGCGGCUGCUGGGGCGCGUGUGCGGCACGCUGCCGUACGCGGCGCCCGAGGUGCUGGCGGCGGCCGAGCGGCCCUACCGCGCGCCGCCCGCCGACCUCUGGUCCGCUGGCGUCGUGCUCUUCGCCAUGCUGGUCGGCGGUGAGUUGAACGGGCAGUCUCGUUCUAAU
Molecule: messenger RNA, 708 nt
Organism: Iphiclides podalirius (scarce swallowtail)
Lineage: Eukaryota; Metazoa; Arthropoda; Insecta; Lepidoptera; Papilionidae
Source: the annotation of a GenBank genome assembly